Molecule: messenger RNA, 1674 nt
Organism: Drosophila ficusphila
Lineage: Eukaryota; Metazoa; Arthropoda; Insecta; Diptera; Drosophilidae
Exons: 1
Coding region: 1-1674 (557 amino acids)
Source: RefSeq, a predicted model, not a curated record
AUGGACCAAUUAGUUGAUAUAAGUACAAGCGUGAAAAAAAUCACAACGGUUUUCAUGCUUCAAAAAAGUGGAGCUAAUUGUACAAUUGAAGACUGGAGACCUCAGGGGAUUACCACUAUACGAUCGAAUGGUCUCAAUAGCUUCAAAUUGAGAAAGUACUUCAGAGUCACCGAGUUACUCGCUGUGGUUUGCAUAAGCCAAGAUUCCGAUGUAAAGCUCCUCAAUUCGUUGGCCUUGUUUUAUGAGUACGUGCGGCAGGAACGAAUAAUUUUAUGGAUGCAGGUAAAAGCCACAGAAGCCAUUCUGAAGGAAGUUGCUCGAAUGGCUGAGAUGCAUUCAUUUCUCCGGCUUGUUGUGUUUGAAAUGGGGAAUUUCAAAAACGGAACAUCGAACGUGUAUCACCUAAAACCUUUUCCCAAGCCACACUUUCAAAGAGUCGGGAACAUUUCCGACUUCAAGGGAGUAUUCAUUGAUCCCAGUCUCAACUUUCAAGGAAAGACGGCCACCUUAAUACAAAAACCGGGUUCUCUGGUCCAUUACAACGUUUGCUAUGAAGCUAUGGGAUGUUUUCCAGUAAUGACAGAAGAAGACAAGCAAGUGCUUGAGUUCGCUCGUAAGACCAACUUAUCUUUGAGGCUUUCCCUGGGAAAUAUUCGCGAUUUAAUCGCCGAAAACUACGACUUGCAGAUGAGCCCGGGACUUGUUUCCACACAGGAUGCUAAGAAGAGUGCAAACUCCUUCACAAUCGCUUCGGUGAUCGUCGUGGUGCCCUGCGGCAAGCAGAGAAGCCUUCGGGAUGUCCUCAGGCAACUGGAUUUCAAGAAGUGUGCCUUGUUUGUCCUGCCUGUUUACAUUGCAUUCGUGGUGGUGGAAGGACUGAUGCGGGUGGUAACCCUCCGAAUGAGUGGACAGACGCAUCUUCAACCCUUUUUGAGGUCUCUGAUAAAUCUCCGAGCGAUCGGUGCCAUCCUGGGCCAUUCCAUUGCCAUCCAGAGCAGGUGGAACUUCUCACGGCGCCAGCUCUUUUUGGCCCUGAGUGUAUUUGGAUUCGUUUUCAGUAACUUCUUCGCCUGCAAGCUGAGUGCCCUGCUCACAAAGCACUCUCGGCUGGCUCAGAUCCAGAACUUCGAGGAGCUGCGAGCCAGUGGACUCCCCGUCCUAAUCGAUGAAGAACUGCUGAACUUUAUUAAAAAGGAGUUAGAGGAAAACUUCAUAGAAAAGCAUAUACCAAAUGUCGUGGGUGUAACCAGGAAAUUUAAAGAUGAAAUGAUAAUACAGUUCAACGACAGCUUUGCUUACGUUUUCUACAAAGAAGAGUUUUAUAUUCUGGACAAGUACCAAAAGCAUCUGGGCCACAAGGUGUUUUGUGAGUCAUGUAACCUGACCAUUGUCUCCAACUUACCGAAAAUGUUCUAUCUCAAGAGAAACUCUCUUUAUAUGAAGCCCCUGCGAAAAUUUGUACAAAAGGUCCAGGAGUCGGGCAUAAACUUGCAUUGGAAAAGGGAAUUCCUUUACAUGGCUGAAAAACAUCUCAACAUAUCCAGAAACCGAGGGAUAACGAGAGAAGGUCGUCUCUCUUUCGGAGAUUUCGAAUGGCUCUGGUUUCUUCUACUCUGCGGCUACGGAAUUGCCAGUCUGGUGUUUUUAAUCGAGGUAACUGUUGGAGGUAACUAA